ACCCUCUCUGCUCUCUCAUCAGCAGCAGCAGCCCCGCCUCGCGAACCGCUGGCUGGUUCACCUCCAACACAACCCGCAUCUGGCUGUCACACAACACCGCUCCCGCUCCGUCCGGUGCCGCCGCGGCAUGCUCAUAUUCACACCGGGACACACGGAGUGGACUUUAACCAGAGGAGCACUAUGUCUGAAGUGCGAAAAUUCACAAAGAGGCUCAGCAAACCCGGGACGGCCGCGGAAGUCAGGCAGAGCGUGUCGGAGGCUGUGAGGAGCACCGUGGACCUUGUGGAGCAGCCAAAGAUUAUCGAGCCACUGGACUAUGAGGCUGUGGUGUUUCAGAGAAAGGCCCAGAUACACAGUGACCCCCACAGAGACCUGCUGCUCUGCCCUGUGGACGAUGUCUCGGAGUCCCAGAUUUCCCGUCAGAGGAGGACUGUUGUACCCUCGGUGCCCCAGAAUGCUGAGCGAGAGGCCAGGAGUCUAUUUGCCAAAGAGUGCAUCAAGAUGUACAACACCGACUGGCACGUAAUCAACUACAAAUAUGAGGCUUACUCUGGUGACUUCCGCAUGUUGCCGAGCAAAGGCCUGAAGACAGACAAGCUGCCAGCUCACGUGUUUGAGAUCGAUGAAGACGCCAAAGACGAGGACUCAUCAUCGAUUUGCUCCCAGAGGGGAGGCAUCAUGAAGCAGGGCUGGCUGCAGAAAGCCAACAUCAACAGCAGCCUGUCUGUCUCCAUGAGGGUGUUCAAAAGGAGGUACUUCUACUUGUCUCAGCUCCCUGACGGCUCCUACAUCCUCAACUCCUACAAGGAUGAGAAGAACUGCAAGGAAACCAAAGGUUCCAUCUACCUGGACUCCUGCAUAGAAGUGGUUCAGAGUCCUAAGAUGCGCCGUAAUGGCUUCGAACUGAAGAUGCAAGACCGCUACAGCCACUUCCUGGCUGCAGACAGCGAAGCAGAGAUGGAGGAGUGGGUGGCCACGUUGAAACAGGCUCUGCAGAGCAGCACUGAGGCCGGCCAAGACAGGAGGAACGGUACAGAGUCACUGGACUGUGCCUUGGAUGACGACACUUCCAGCCAAGGUAAAGGUGAGAGCCUGCUGGAGAGUCUGGGGAGGAGCUUACACCCUGAACUUAUGAAGUACGCCAGGGAGACAGACCAGCUCAAUAAGAUCAACAGGAAUGAGGGAAGACAAAAGCUUUUCUCUCUGGAUCCUGAAACGCAGAGGCUGGACUUCUCAGGCAUCGAGCCAGACGUGAAGCCAUUCGAGGAGCGUUUUGGCCGACGAAUUGUGGUCAGCUGCCACGACCUGACCUUCAGUCUCCAGGGCUGCGUUAGUGAGAAGGGUGACGGCGUCCUCACCAAUGUGGAACCGUUCUUCAUCAGCCUCGCCCUCUUUGACGUCUCCAAGAGUUGCAAGAUAUCGGCCGACUUCCACAUCGACCUCAACCCGCCCUGCGUCAGGGAGAUGCUGACCGACGCCUCGGGCCAGCUCUCCCCUUUGUCAGACUCAGACGGUGGUGGAGGUGGAGGAGGAGUCGGAGGGGGAGGAGGAGGAGUGAUGGUGAACGGAGACUCUGGGAAAGGGAACGGCCUGCCUGUUCUUCAGAGGGUGUCGGAGGCUCUGCUGCGCUUCCCUACACAGGGUAUCUUUUCAGUAACCAACCCUCAUGCAGAUAUCUUCCUGGUGGCCCGUGUGGAGAAGGUGUUACAGAACGGCAUCACCCACUGUGCCGAGCCGUACAUCAAGACAUCAGACAUCAACAAGACUGCUCAGAAGGUGCUCAAAGCUGCCAAGCAGACAUGCCAGCGCUUGGGCCAGUACAGGAUGCCAUUUGCCUGGGCUGCCAAGCAGGUGUUCAAAGAUGCUCAGGGCAGCCUGGACAUGGAUGGGAAGUUUUCCCCUCUCUACCGCCAGGACAGCGGCAAAAUCUCCACUGAUGACAUCAUCAAGCUGCUGGCCGAGAUCAGGAAACCCGAGAAGAGCAAACUACAGACAAUCCCUGGACAGCUGAAUGUCACCAUUGAGUGUGUCCCACCUGACUUCUCAAAUACGGUGACUUCCUCUUACAUUCCUGUCAAGCCCUUCGAAGACGGCUGUGAGCGGGUGUCAGUGGAGAUCGAAGAGUUCCUCCCUGAGGAGGCUAAAUACAACUACCCCUUCACCACCUACAAGAACCAACUCUACAUCUACCCCCUGCAGCUCAAGUACGACAACCAGAAGACCUUCACCAAGGCAAGAAACAUUGCAGUCUGCAUCCAGUUCAGAGAUUCAGAUGAGGAAGGUGCAGUCCCUUUAAAGUGCAUCUACGGCAAGCCGGGAGACUCACUCUUCACCAGCAGCACCUAUGCAGCCGUCCUGCACCACAACCAGAGCCCAGAGUUCUACGACGAGGUAAAGAUUGAGCUGCCAGUCCAUGUGCAUGAGAAACACCACAUCCUCUUCACCUUUUACCAUAUCAGCUGUGAGUCCAGCAGCAAGGCCAGUAGCAAGAAGAGGGAGGGAGUGGAGUCACUGGUGGGUUACUCCUGGAUGCCUUUGCUAAAAGAUGGGAGAAUGCAGUCAUUAGAACCUCAGCUAUCUGUAGCCGCCACCCUGCCUGCUGGAUACCUGUGUCAGGAUACCAGAAAGUCCCAACCAGACAUCAAGUGGGUGGAAAAUGCCAAGACACUGUUCAAAGUGAGGACCCAUGUAGCAUCAACAAUAUAUGCUCAGGACCUGCAUCUACACAAAUUCUUCCAGCACUGCCAGCUGAUGAGGACGACGUCAGAGGGCAACCCAGCAGAACUGAUCAAAUACCUGAAGUGCCUGCAUGCCAUGGAGACUCAUGUCAUCAUAAACUUCCUACCAACAGUGCUGAUGCAGCUGUUUGAGGUGCUCACAGCAGCCAAUAAAGAAGCCCAUGAGAUUGCUGUCAACUCUCUGCGUGUGAUCAUACAUAUAGUCUCCAGAUGUCACGAGGAAGGACUGGAGCACUACCUGCGCUCUUUUGUCAAGUAUGUGUUUGUGACCAACAACCCUGCGUCAGGAAACUCAGCGACCACACACGAGGUGCUGGCCACCGCCGUCACAGCCAUCCUCAAGCAAACUGCCGAUUUCAACACCAGCAAUAAACUGCUCAAGUACUCCUGGUUCUUUUUUGAAACCAUGGCCAAAUCCAUGGCCCAGUACUUGCAAGACGGGAACCGCAUGAAGAUGCCUCGGGCCCAACGCUUCCCCGACAGUUUCCACCAGGCGCUCCAGUCCUUGGUGUUGUCGGUCAUGCCCCACAUCACCAUCCGCCACAUGGAAAUCCCAGAGGAAGCUCGCUGCAUCAACCUCAGCCUGGCCAGUUUCAUCAAGAGGUGCCUGACUUUCAUGAACAGGGGCUUUGCCUUCGGCCUGGUCAAUCAUUACAUGUGUCAUUUCGGCCUCAAAGAUCCCAAGGUGCUGAAUGAAAUGAAAUUCGAUUUCCUGAUGACUGUGUGUAACCACGAGCACUUCAUCCCUCUUAACCUGCCCAUGGCUUUUGGGCGCACCAAGCUGCAGAGGGUGCAAGAGCAGAGUCUGGAGUUCAGCCUGACGGAGGAAUACUGUCGCAACCACUUCCUGGUGGGUCUGCUGCUGAGGGAAGUGGCUGAGGCCCUGCAGCAGGGGCCGGAGGUCAGGCAGCUGUCCGUGAGCGUUCUCAAGAAUCUUCUUAUCAAACACGCCAUGGACGACCGCUACACGGCCUUUAAGAAUCAGCAGGCCAGGAUUUGUUUGCUGUACCUUCCUCUUUUUGAGCUGCUCUACCAGAACCUGAAGCAGCUAUCUGCCCAGCCGCACACCUCCAGCCCCGGGCUCGGCCUCAACGGCUCCAGAGAUGACCUUAUAUCAACCAGCUCUGCAGACAGCAGGAGAAUCAGCACUGCAAUUGAGAAAGACCACGGUCUGCUUGCUCAGAAUGGCCAUGUUGUGAGGAGAGAGGACUCCAGAGGCUCUCUGUUUAUGGACCCGGGGACACCGGACAGCAUCGAGCUGCAGAGGCGUGGCUCCACCAUGAGCAGCAGCCCUAUGCCCCCCAUCGGCCGACUGGGACAGUACGAAAUCAAAGGCCUCCUGCUCUCUUUCCUGCACAUCAUCAAGACCUUGUCAGAGGACACACUCACAGCCUACUGGAAUAAAGUCAGCCCACAAGACAUCAUGAACUUCCUCAGUAUGCUUGAGACUUGCCUGGUUCAGUUUCGUUACAUUGGAAAGAGGAGCAUUGGCAGGAGUCAGGAUGUUUGUGUAUCCAAGCUGUUCUCUUCAGAGAGGAAGUCUCAGACGAUGCCGGCCAUGCGCUGCAACCGAGCCAGUCUCAUGCAGACUAAGAUACACCAGUUCAGCACUAUGGAAGCCUCCCUCACUCUCAAUAUAGGGACGGGGCCAUCAGAGGCAGAAAUCCACCAUCAGGCUCUGCUUGAGGGCAACAUCUCCACUGAGGUCUGCCUGAGCGUUCUGGAUGUCCUGGCUCUUUUCACUCAGUGCUUCAAGACCCAGCUCCUGGACAGCGAAGGUCACAACCCCCUGAUGAAGAAGGUCUUCGACGUUUACCUGACCUUCCUCAAAGUUGGCCAAUCAGAAGCCGCCCUCAGACAUGUAUUCGCAGCUCUCAGGGCUUUCAUCAACAAGUUCCCGUCAGUGUUGUUCAAGGGCCGUGUGACACUGUGCGAGGCUCUGUGCUGCGAGGUGCUCAAGUGCUGUGUCUCCAAGCUGGGCUCUCUGAGGGCCGAGGCCUCCGCCCUGCUCUACCUGCUGAUGAGAAACAACUACGAGUACACCAAGAGGAAGACCUUCCUACGCACACACCUGCAGAUUAUCAUAGCGGUAAGCCAGCUCAUCUCUGAUGUGGCGCUGACCGGCAGUUCGCGCUUCCAGGAGUCUCUCUCCAUCAUCAACAACUUUGCAAACAGCGAUAAGGCCAUGAAGAGCACGGCAUUCCCCUCGGAGGUGAAGGGACUUACCAAGCGGAUCCGUACAGUGCUGAUGGCCACAGCCCAGAUGAGAGAGCAUGAGAAAGACCCAGAGAUGCUGCUGGACCUCCAGUACAGCCUGGCCCGGUCCUACGCCAGCACCCCUGAACUGAGACGGACAUGGCUGGACAGCAUGGCCCGAGCGCACCUCAAGAAUGGAGAUCUCUCUGAGGCGGCCAUGUGCUACGUUCAUGUGGCUGCUCUGGUUGCAGAAUACCUGCACAGGAAAAAGCUGUUCCCCAGCGGCCUUGCAGCUUUCAAGAGGAUCACCCUAAAUAUUGACGAGGAGGCCGCCAUGAAGGAAGACACUGGAAUGCAAGAUGUCUAUUAUACUGAGGAAGUCUUGGUGGAACACCUCGAGGUCUGUGUGGAGGCACUGUGGAAAGCCGAACGCUAUGAGCUCAUCACUCACAUUGCCAAACUCAUUAUCCCCAUUUAUGAGAAGCGCCACGAAUAUGAGAAACUAAGCCGGCUGUACGACACUCUGCACAGAGCGUACAACAAGAUAAUGGAGGUGAUGCAAUCAGGCCGCAGGCUGCUGGGGACAUACUUCAGAGUGGCUUUUUAUGGCCAGGGUUUCUUUGAGGAGGAGGACGGGAAGGAGUACAUUUACAAAGAGCCCAAGCUGACUGGCCUGUCCGAAAUCUCUCAGCGGCUGCUGACGCUCUACGGGGAGAAGUUUGGGCAGGAAAAUGUCAAGAUAAUUCAGGACUCCAACAAGGUAAACCCCAAAGACCUGGACCACAAAUUCGCCUACGUCCAGGUGACGUUCGUCAAGCCUUACUUUGAGGAGAAGGAGGCGCCGGAGAAGAAAACUGACUUCGAGAAGUGCCACAACAUCAACCGCUUUGUGUUCGAGACGCCGUACACGCUGUCGGGCAAAAAGCACGGCGGGGUGGAGGAGCAGUGCAAGAGGAGGAUCGUGCUCACAACUGCCAACUCCUUCCCAUACGUGAAGAAGCGCGUGGAGGUGGUGGGGGAGAAGCAGGUGGAGCUUAAGCCAGUGGACGUGGCCAUAGAUGAGAUGAAGGCGCGGACAGCGGAACUGACUAAACUCUGCUCCAGCCAGGAAGUGGACAUGAUCCAACUGCAGCUCAAAUUGCAGGGCUGCGUCUCUGUGCAGGUGAAUGCAGGUCCUAUGGCCUAUGCCAGAGCAUUCCUAGAUGACAGUAAAACCAACCAGUCUGGUAACAAGAAAGUAAAAGACCUGAAGGACAUUUUCAGGCGUUUUGUCGAGGCUUGCAGCAUGGCUCUGGACAUAAACGAACGCCUAAUCAAAGAAGACCAGUUUGAGUACCACGAGGGCCUGAAGGCUAACUUCAAAGAGAUGGUUAAGGAACUAUCAGACAUCAUCCAUGAACAGAUCUACCAGGAGGAUAUGAUGCGCUCGCUGCUACAAAACUCGCUUCAUGUGUUUCGUGCCAUCAGCGGGACGUCCACCGACCUGGGCUGACCUCUGUCCCGAAAGCCUCCCUCUGCCCCAGCCCCCACCCCUUACGUAUAUCCUCUCAUUUCCCCCUCAAGGACCUAGACCUGAUGAUAACAGGGGAGGCUCUAAGUCUACGCUUGCAUACCCCCCCCCCACCCACACCACUGUCCGGCUGUCUUCUGCACCUCUGCGGAGCGGCCGGGGUGAAGGAUCGCAGCAGAGCAUUUGGAUAUAAUAUUCAAACCACAGCAGCAGUGUUUUUUAGAAUGUAUCACAGCAACACCAACUGAAUGUCAGCAUGUCAGGUUCAGGUGUUAUGCUGAGUCAUGCUAGGUUGCAUUGCACUUUUUUUUUUUUUAAUCUGCCUUGUUGACAAACUGCAGGAUUGACUGUUGUUCCUCUAGAGAGAGAUACUGUAGAGCAUUUUCUUUUUCCUCCUCUCUCUGCAAUGUUUCACCUCAGAACUAUGCAGGACACAACACUCUCUCCAAACAUUUUACGACUUGAGUCAACUUUUAGAAGACAAUAGCAUCUCUCCAUGUUGUUUAGUGUGUUUCUAGCAGGGCAAUCAAUACCCCAACUCAACCGGUUCUGUUGUAAGAGACGUUCAAACCAAAAGCAUUGAGAUAUAAGCCAAGAGUUAGUGUUUAUAGGACGGCAGCACAUUCCAGCCAGGUUGACAGAAUGUGAUAAACAGAUAAGUCACGUCCAUAGAGCAGCAGCUUAGAGUGAGCGCUGGGCCAAAGUUACAUCCCUGUUUGUUUAAGGACAAAUGUAAAAUCCUCCUCAGUCUGUUCCAAAGUUAAAUAGAGGAAGAGACAGACCUCAGGGUAUUAAAGCUGUGUCACAACGCUGCUCUUAAGAGGGGUGUGCGUAGUUUCAAAGUAGCUCAAUUAUGUUGUAUAUGUAAGAAAAAAAAUCUAUUGGUUAUAACAAUCUGUUUAAGGUGAUGAAUAAUGUCAAACCAGAAAAGAUUAUGAUUACAAAUUCUAUCAGAGCUUUGUAACAAUCAUUAAAAACUGUAUUCUGUGCGGGCUUAUCAAACACUGAUCACGGCAGUGUGAUAAUAUUUACUUCAACAGUGAGUAAGUGACGAGUUCCUCUGGUUUAGAUCCAGUGCCUUCAUGCUCUGCCUUCUGAAAAGACUCCUUUAUCUCAAUCGAUACGAACCAUCACGUGCUGGUUAUUCACAGUAUUUCACAAGUGCUACACUGAAAUUAGCAGAUAGAUGAAUAAUAUUUAAGCAGAUGUACAUAGUUUGUUCUCAUGCUGUAAAUUGAAUUCUGUAUCCAUGUAUGUUUGUACGUACUGUAUGUAUGUAUUUAUAUUUGUAACAUUUUGGACUCUUGUCCGGUCCAGAGUAUGUCCUAGCAGAGAGAUUUUUUUUCCCCCCCCCCCAUUUUUACUGCGUUGUAUACUGAACUGCUGCUGCCUGUCAAACUUACUUUGUAAAGCCUUUUUCCAAUAAAACCUGGAAAAGCUA
Molecule: messenger RNA, 7885 nt
Organism: Lates calcarifer (barramundi perch)
Lineage: Eukaryota; Metazoa; Chordata; Actinopteri; Centropomidae
Gene: dock11
Product: dedicator of cytokinesis 11
Biological process (GO): positive regulation of filopodium assembly; small GTPase-mediated signal transduction; positive regulation of GTPase activity
Molecular function (GO): guanyl-nucleotide exchange factor activity
Source: RefSeq, a predicted model, not a curated record